Mesorhabditis spiculigera is the source of this 327-nucleotide messenger RNA. The record is from the annotation of a GenBank genome assembly. Lineage: Eukaryota; Metazoa; Nematoda; Chromadorea; Rhabditida; Rhabditidae.
AUGUCACCCAAAACGCGUAUUUUUUUUAUUGCGCUGUUUGUUGCUCUCGUCUACGGGUACACCCUUCGCUCAAGACAGUCCACCACCAAGACCCAUUUGUUGAAUUAUGACGUCGAAGAAGACGCAACCUUUGCCAAGGAUCAAGAUAGCGGUCCUCUAUUGUCGGAGAACGCCAAGGAUGCGUUAUUACUACUUUGCGGAUCCGUCGUCGUUUUGGCUCUUGUAGGCUGGAUUUGGUACGCCAAUCAACGUGCAAAAGAGGCCCGCGACAACGAAUUACGGCGACGGGGCAGCAGCGGCCAAAUCUUUAUUGAGUGGGAUGAAUGU